Messenger RNA from Lineus longissimus, 2874 nucleotides. RefSeq names its product gamma-aminobutyric acid type B receptor subunit 2-like. The transcript has 15 exons. Gene Ontology annotation, biological process: G protein-coupled receptor signaling pathway; gamma-aminobutyric acid signaling pathway. Gene Ontology annotation, cellular component: membrane; G protein-coupled receptor heterodimeric complex. Gene Ontology annotation, molecular function: G protein-coupled GABA receptor activity. NCBI's taxonomy places the organism in Eukaryota, Metazoa, Nemertea, Pilidiophora, Heteronemertea, Lineidae. Bases 260 to 2686 code for a protein of 808 amino acids. The record is from RefSeq and is a predicted model, not a curated record.
CAAUGCGCACGUUUGCUGACAGAAUGAGAUUGGUUUAAACCAAGCAAUGGCUAGGAAGUUCAUGGACAACCCAAAUCGACAUCCGUGUAUCUUAUAGUCAUGAACAAGCCACGAAACCACCUCAAAUUAGACUCAUAUGAUGUACGCUACCAGAACAAGUGUGCCGCUGUAGGAAGAACUCACGUCACUCCCUACAUUGAUAGCUACAUGAACGCUUGAGAAGGCAAGAGCGCCAAACGAAAAGGAGGCGAGGAAGAAAAUGGCAUAUUUUAAAUCAACUCGUUUCACAACAAUUCUGAUUUUGUUCAGCAUUUUGAGACAGGGUGAAGGAAAGACUCAGUUACAUGUAGGAGGUUUUAGCGUUUUGUCUAAGCAUUGGUGGUAUCAUGCUCAGACCUUUCCCUAUGUCAUACAGAGUGCUUUCGAGGACAUCAAUAACACUGAUGCGAUUCUGAAGGAUUAUGAGUUGGUGCUUCACAUGAAAGAUACUCAGGGGAAGCCCAGCUUGGCCGUUCGAUCGUUGUUUGAAUACAGUAAUGAGAAGCCAGUGAAGAUAAUGUUGAUCGGUCCCGCCAAAUCCGAGCCAGCAGUUGCCGUUGGAGAAGUUAUACAAGAAUGGAACCUUUUGUCGUUAAUUUACUCUGCAAGGUCCUCUGAUUUGGAUGAUCGGACUCGAUUCCCCAAUGUGUACCGAGUCAACUUUCAGGACAGGUCGUACAAUCCCGUAAGGAUAGCUCUCAUGAAAGAGUUUAGUUGGGAGGCAGUUGCCACGGUUACACCAAGUACAGAACCAUUCUUUUCGCAAAUGGACCAUUUCGUUUCUCUUGUUCAGGCAUAUAACUUUACAGUGAAGGGGUCAAUUAUCCUACAGUCAGAUGAAAGUGCUCAUAUCCGAAGCAAACUUAAACUUAUGAAGCAAUAUGAUGCAAGGAUCAUAGUGUCCAAUGUUCAUGAUUUAUACGUCCGCCAAACAUUCUGUGAGGCUUUAAAACUUGGACUGACCGGUAAAAAGUACCAAUGGAUUCUGCUGGAUUUUGCUGCCACGCCUGGCUGGCCCCAUACGCUGGACCUGUCCUGGGGAACACCCGCCCCACAUGAAUGCACCACGUCAGAACUCUACCAGGCGGCGGAAGGUUAUCUUAGCUUGGGGCAGAUGGAUUACCUGAGCAACGCAAAUGUGACAACUAUCUCUGGAAUGACCCCACUUGAAAUCGACCAGCGGGCAAUUAAGCGAUACGCCCAUCUCUUGCCGCAAAAUGACCUGUCAUACAGUCAUGGUUAUGCCUAUGAUGCCGCAUGGGCUAUCGGAGUAGCUCUCAACAAAUCCAUCGAGAAGUUAAAACCUCUUAACAAAAGGCUUGAAGACUUCACAUAUCAAGAUAGUGGCAUGUUAGCUGUGAUGCGGGAGGCUUUGGAGGAGACCAACUUCUAUGGUGCGACCGGGCCCCUUGCCUUCACCAAAAACGGAACCCGGUUAGGAACUACACACAUUCGGCAAUGGCGAGACAACGUUAGUCAUGACGUGGGAGAAUAUGAUGAUAGCAGGACGCACCCUCAUAUAGAAUGGUACAAGGAUGACAAGAUCGUAUGGCCUGGUGGAUAUCCGCCGAAGGAUAGUUUCGAGCGUCGAGAAGAGACUACAGUCCUCCCGCUCGCCUUGACUGUGGUCAUCAACUGCCUGUGUCUGUUUGGAGCAAUGACGGCCGUGGGAUUCCUGGCGUUUAAUAUACACCAGAGAAACAACAGGGUGAUAAAGAUGUCAUCCCCAAGAUUGAAUAACUUCAUUUGUAUCGGUGCAAUCAUCAUGUACGCGUCUGUCAUCCUAGCCUCUAUCGACUCACGAUGGGUAACGGUGGAUGCCUACGCAAUACUUUGUAACGUGCAAGUGUGGCUGACGAGUGUGGCCUUUACCAUGGCUUUCGGCGCCGUCUUUGCAAAGAUGUGGCGGGCACACAUGCUGUUCACGAAUGAGGCGCUCAAGAAAAAAAUCAUUCGAGACCAUCACUUGUUUGCCAUCAUCUCUCUACUGAUCGGUUGUGAUGCCCUCGUGCUUGGCCUUUGGAUGGGGUUUGAUCGGCUCAGAAGCUUUACGUUACAAGCAGAGAGUCGGAUUGACCCAAACAACGAUGACCUCAUCGUAGUCCCAAAUUACGUCGGCUGCAGCAGUGCGUACAUCAACUACUGGCAAAUCGCCGUCUACAGUUACAAGGGUCUGAUCCUCGUCAUAGGGACCUUCAUCGCCUGGGAGACUCGGAAGGUUAACAUCCCGGGACUGAACGACUCCAAGAGCAUAUGUGUGUGCGUGUACAACAUCACGGUGCUAAGUGCCUUUGCCGUCCCCAUCAGUCACAUCCUGACACACGAGCAGUACACCGUGCGCUACGGUCUCAUAUCCGUUUUGGUCAUAUUCUGUACCACACUGACUCUCCUGUUGAUAUUUGUCCCAAAGGCGAUGUUGAAGGUAAACAAGGUCACAAUUGGCCGGUUCACAGCAGACGGGUCAUCAAUCGGUACGAAGUCUGAGCAUUCUGUGACAGGAACAGAGAGAUCCAUUAACCUCACAACUCAAGGUAGAAACAACAAUUCAAGAAUCGCGGAUGGAAACUCCACGACGUCGCUCUCGGUGAUCACAGUUAGACCAGCCAAAAGCAGCCGGGGGUGUCUCGUAGAGGAGUUGACGACGUGAUCGAUUGAUAAAACAUUGCAAGGAAUUAUAACAUCCAAUCUGGAAAUGUCAUUUUACCCAGCUAGUAACUGACAUCUCUGAAUCAACAAAGCGGUCCCGUUCGGUUAUGACAAACACGUCUGAACAUUUCGGGCAUUGAAUGGUAACAACUAAGUAUAACAUCGGAAAACAUUUAUUUAGUCGUACUA